AUGCUUGGGGCUCUGGCUGCUGGCUUCCUGGCGUCCAGGUUUGAUCACCGUCUCCAGCUGUUCCUCAGCCUGGCGGUCGGAUGUGUCACGGUGGCAGCCAUCCCGCAGGUUCAUAAUCUCUUCUACAUGUACUUCAUGGUCUUUGUGUUCGGCCUAACCCGAGGACUGGUGGUAUGCUUUGUGAUGCAGAUAUGCGGCGAGCUGUGGGAGAAGAAAGGACCACCAUUCCAGUUCGUGGCUUGUGGAACAUCAGUGGGGGCCAUUUUGGCUCCUUUAAUCGCCAAGCCCUUCCUUUGCCCAUAUCAGACAGCCCCAACCGAUUCCGUCAACCAGAGCACAUCAUUGUCUCUCACCAAUUCAACCAGUCUUGUGCACGUAUUGGACUCGAUCAUCUCCGAGCAGGGUGUGGGAAUGAACACCGAGUGUACGGCCGAAGAUACCCGAGUGCAAUGGGCCUUCCUAGUUCUGGCUUGCUACAUGCUCCCCGCGGCAUUAUCACAGCUGUACUACUGGCUGUUUUAUCGAGCUAUCCGACUUCAACAGGUUGCCAAGACACCGGACUAUGUUGAACUCGACCAUCAAGAAGAAUUCAAGUUCAAACCCAUCCAUCUCGUCUUCUUCUUUGCCCUAUGUGUCAUGUACAUUCUUCUCAGUUCAUUACCAGCAACCUAUUCCGCCAUCUUGACCGUGUACGGAGUUACAGGGCCAUUGCGCAUGUCCAAGGAUGAUAUGGUGACGAUGACGUCACUGUUCUGGUUGGGAUCAUUGGUCUGUAGGCUCUUAAGUGGGUUCUACACUCGGCGGUUCUCCAACUUUCAAGUUAUUACAGCUCAUUUGUCAGGCCUGGUUGUCGUCGGGAUCAUCUUCGUCAGUCUAGGGAGCAGGUUUCCUGUCGCGCUGUGGAUAUUAUCGCCAACAGUAGGAUAUUUCUCCGCACCCUACCUUGCUGGUGUUCUGGCGUGGGUAACAGACUUUCUACAUCUGCAUCCGAAAAUUACUUCCCUUUGCUUUCUGGCAUCCGGUGCUGGUAACAUGCUCUUCCCCUUCUUUGGGGGCAUCCUGUUCAAUGACUACGGUCCCUACACCUACCUGUAUUUGAUUUUCAGUAUCAUGCUAGGUAUCGCAGUUACAUAUGCUUGCUUGGCCUCCCUCUCUAAGGCCCUGCCGUUGUCUAAGGACAGAUCUAAUGACCAUGAUUAG
Haliotis rubra (blacklip abalone) is the source of this 1200-nucleotide messenger RNA. Its product is annotated as major facilitator superfamily domain-containing protein 4B-like. Bases 1 to 1200 code for a protein of 399 amino acids. Lineage: Eukaryota; Metazoa; Mollusca; Gastropoda; Lepetellida; Haliotidae. The transcript has 2 exons. The record is from RefSeq and is a predicted model, not a curated record.